UAGCAUCACGCAAUUUUUCGUUUUAUUUACUUUACUAACCACCCUUCUGGCAUUCUGCUUGUUGGCUUGACAACCAAGUGUUUGGUAUAGACGAGACGCUUACAGCCAGUGGUUGUACAUAUUUUUAAGCUUAAUUUUCUUAUUUUUUUUUACCAAACUAGAUGGCAGUGAACUUGCACUCAGUAGCUUUUCAAGUUUUCAAUACAGAAAAUAGUGGUUAAUUAUAUACUAAACAAAGGAGUAAACGAGUUUCAUAAAUGGAUGUAAUCAGCGAAAUUAAUGAAAAGUAUUCUGCAUUGGAGGCAGAAAUCGAUAAGAGGUUGGAGAAAAUCAAAGCCGAUGAAAAGAAGUUGGAAAAGUUGCAGGAGCAAAACGGCAACCAAACUGCAGCGCAGACAACUAAAGUUCUCUCCUACGAAGAAUCAAUCGCGAGAAAUACAAAUUUACUCAAAUCAUUGGAAAUAGCCAAAGCGCGUUUACGUUCGCGUUCCACUUUCUCGCCAGUUGAGCAAAUAUUGGAAAAGGCAAUCGCAAACUAUAAAAGGGACUUGGAAACGUCACAGCAACUAUCUUCACGCUUCAAACAAGUGCAAAUUUAUGAAGCGUCACCAGCUGCAGGCCCUGAUCGAGAAAAUGGAGACCAAGAAUAGAAGCCAGGGAAAAUGACAUACAUACACACAUACAUAAACACAUAUAGGCUAUACAUACCAUACAUAUGUAUGUAUGCAUUUGUAUGCAAAUGAGCUCAUAUUUUAUGCAUCUGUAUCGAAUUGAUUACACUUAUCGGUCAUUUACUAAAACACUGUGUCAAACAUUUUUUUUUUUGUUAGAAAACGCGUUUGAAGUUUUCAAUUUG
Molecule: messenger RNA, 856 nt
Organism: Rhagoletis zephyria (snowberry fruit fly)
Lineage: Eukaryota; Metazoa; Arthropoda; Insecta; Diptera; Tephritidae
Source: RefSeq, a predicted model, not a curated record